This is a messenger RNA of Ectocarpus sp. CCAP 1310/34, 1660 nucleotides long. The record is from the annotation of a GenBank genome assembly. Lineage: Eukaryota; Phaeophyceae; Ectocarpales; Ectocarpaceae.
AUGGGAAACGGGGGCGGAACUAGGGACGGGAGACGGGUUAAUAGCGAGGACCCGCGGCGCCUGAUACCUGACGGUACUGACGCCGCGUUGACGAGAUCGGACAGCCAGAUUCCACUGGUCCUGUGCGACUUCAUCGGCGGUCAACGGAUCUACGGGCUCCAAGAACGAUUAUUGUACGCGUUGGGGACGUCCGGUGUAUUUGUUGUCGGAUAGAGGUGGCGAGUUCACGGCGGCUGUUGCGCGUGAUGUGUACCGAUUGCUUGGGGCCAAGGAACGGUUUACCAGCUCAUUCCACCCUCAAACCAACGGGUGCGUCGAAAGAUUAAACCAUACCGUCUGCCAGAUGUUGUCUCAUGUGCUCAGCGCCCAACAAACCGAUUGGGACGACCAUCUCUUGCCGUGUGUGUACGCUCACAACAAUCACGUGAGCAAAGCUACCGGUCUUGCGCCCAUGUAAGUACAUAUUGGCCGGUAUCCUCGUUGACCCAUGACGGUUCUUGGGUCACAGAAGGUGGAUUCUGGUAUGCAAUCGAAAAAACGGGAUGAUCUCGAAUACCUCCAGCUCAUGAAAGACCGGCAAGCGACAGCCUACGAGCUAGUGGUUGAAAGAGACAGGCUCACGAAAGAAAAACAUCGAGCACGCAACGAAGAUCUAGACAACCUCAUUACGAAGCGGCCGAUUUUCCACGCGGGCACGUGGGUGUGGUGCUACGAUCCACAGCACACCCUCCGUACAGCGAAUGACGAUAAAACAGCUUCUGCCAAUAGGAUUAAAGCGAAACUCGCUACCCUGUGGACAGAGCCGUUUAAAGUGCUCGUUGUAGGGCCCUGUCGCUUCAACGACAUGGAAGUUGGGUCCAAGUUACUGUAUCUGGAUUUACCGCACGACACACAGGCCAAAUCUAACCGUGUCUCAGUGUUGCGGUGUAAGCGUUGCGAUCGUGCGGACGAGCCCGAGGAAAUCCCCGACUUUUUACCUUGGAAGUUUUGUUCUUACGUCUUGCAUAAAUUUGCGGACAUGGCGCCUCCCUUCUACCUCACCGCGGAUGACGUGGAAAUAGAGCUUGACGUACAGCGGGCACAGCCGACCGCUAUCACCGGUCACCGUAUCAGUAGAGGUCCAGGGGGUUCCAUCGCGGUGCAAUACGAAACGCGUUGGCGCGGACACCGCCAACCCACUUGGGAAUCUGAAGCAAACAUCCAGCAGUAUGGUGACUUUGUCGUGAAGUAUUGGGUGGGCAGUGCAGUGCGUCAAGUAGGAGCCGACAAUAAAGUGCACCGUGACUAUAAUAAACUUGCCGCGCACCGCGCGCAAGCUCGCUGCCGCAAUUCCCUUUAUGUGCCACCAGGGUACGCGUUACUGGCGACGUGGGAGCGUGGGCCGGCCCUGCUGUCGGCGGAGAUGAAAGGAGCGCAUGUUUACGUGCGAACGAAGCAGGAGGGCUGGCAACUAGGAGUGGUACAUCAGGUUACGAGGGCGCGGGAGGGGGACCUGCCGUACAACGUCAAAUUCGUCGACCUCGAGCGGCGUUUCAACGUGUCGUUGUCGCCGACGAAAUAUUGUACGGCGGUGGAUGGUCCGCCUGGAUCGUGGUGCUUCCUUGUGCACGUACGAUCCAGGAGCGUCCGGCGGAACGGGACCUGACGGGUGCGCUGAGGU